CAGAGCUUGUUCCUCCUCAGAAGUGGGAUACCUCGAGCUGACACUGUGCACCGUUGUGGCCACGUCUGCCUGGCCUGCCUCCUUAACUAACUGCCGUCUGCUGACCCCUCUUCUCCAGAGCAAAGCCUCUUAGGCUACUGAGGACUCUGGUCUUUUUCGGGGGCAGAGAACAGAAACCUGCCUGCUCUGUUUGCCUCCUGACCUUGAAGUUGCCCCCAUCCUCUGAAACCUUUCUUACCAACAUUUAUUUUAUUUUUUUAAAAGAUUUUUGUCUAUUUGACAGAGAGAGAUCACAAGCAGGCAGAGAGGCAAGGAGGGGAAGCAGGCUCCCCGCUGAGCAGAGAGCCCGAUGCAGGGCUUGAUCCCAGGACUCUGGGAUCAUGACCUGAGCCAAAGGCAGAGGCUUUAACCCACUGAGCCACCCAGGCUCCCCUCUUACUAACAUUUAAUACUCAGCCCCUGAGUUGGGGAGGAAGGCUGCGGUGUGGCUCACAGUAGGCCAGGAGCAUCCCUGGAAUGGAGGGUGUCGGAAACUUAGCCAUCUGGAACAGUGUUUCUCAGGGGUGGGCCUGGGCCCACUGCCCCAGGUGUGCCGGGGUAAGUAUAAAUAUAAAAAGUGAGCUCCAGAAACUUACUCAGACUUUCUGGAUUUGAAUCUCAGAUGGCUGGAGCUUGGGGAUCUGCAUUUUAACAUUUCCCCACUAUUCCUGGGGGCUGGGGUGAAAGCCCCUGCUCUAGGCCCUUGGAGGGUGGGCUCAGAGCCAGGGUGGGGGUCGCAGUAAUGGAGGUAGAGAGUGGCAGAGCCAUGAUGGGAGCAGAGAGGCCCAGAUGCGGGACAGACAGGUGUCGAUGUUGACAGUUCUGUGUGACACUCUGUUUGAUUCUUAUUUAGGGCCUGUGUGCAGGCAUAUCAAGGCUUGGGAUACCAAGGAUACACCGUGGGUUGGGGUUAUGGCUAGGCUCUGAAUUAGCAUUCGGGUUUGCUUACAUGAGUUUGAUCAAAAUGUGUGGUCUGCGUAUGUCAGCCUGUACUCCACAUCCGUGUGUCAGCUGUCCGUGGGUCAGCCUGUCUCCUGUGUGUUCACGCCUUUGUCUCCGUGUCUUGAGUCAUUUGUCCACCCUGGUGUGUAUGAUGUGUGUGUGCGUGCACGCGUGUCCCCGAGAAUGCCUGGGUCCGUCUGGAUCGUAAGCCAACCUUCCUGGGGGCUCUGGAAGGUGAGGGUUUGGAGGAAACUUGCUAGGAGCCUGGUGGGGAUAGAGCAGAUGAUGCUGGGGUGGGGCUGGGGUGGGGGUGGGCAGGAGUGUGUGCUAAGGGCCUGGCCCCGCCAUUUCCCUGGGCGGGCGAGUCUCAACAGCAGGCAGACAGGUGAGGCUGACCUGACAAGUUCUAGAGGCCAGGGGCGAUGGGGCGGAGCGUGGCUCUGUCUUAGAGUAGCAACAGGUUGGGGGCCUUGGCACAUAGAGGGCGGGCGGGCAGGCAGUGCUUCUGUUAGUGUGUUUCUCCCGCUGCAGCCAGCCCCGGGGUGCAGGCCAUGGAACCUGCUGGAGGGUGAGGGCAGCCGGUGGGCAGGCAUGUUCGGAAGCCUUGGGCCGGGGGACUUGGGAGCCCAGGGCAUGGCAGGAGCCCUGCGGGGCCGGGUGGAGGAGCUGAAGCGGCCGUGGUGGCGGGAGGCCUCACCGCUGGUGCUCCAGCACAGUGAGGCGGCCCGGCUGGCAGCCGAUGCCCUUCUGGAGCGGGGCGAAGCUGCCUACCUGCGAGUCAUCUCCGAGGAGCGGGAGCUGCCCUUCCUGAGCCCUCUGGAUAUGGACUACAUGACCAGCCAUGUGCAUGGGGGCCCUGAGCUCAGCGAGGCCCAGGGACCAGAAGCUUCAGGGCCUGACCGCCUCAGCCUGCUCUCUGAAGUCACCUCGGGCACUUACUUCCCCAUGGCCUCCGACGUUGACCCCCCAGACCUGGACUUGGGCUGGCCUGAGGUUCCACAGGCCACAGGCUUCAGCCCCACCCAGGCUGUGGUCCACUUCCAGCGGGACAAGGCCAAGAACAUCAAGGACCUUCUGCGUUUUCUCUUCAGCCAGGCCCGCACGGUGGUGGCCGUGGUGAUGGACGUGUUCACUGACAUGGAGCUUCUGUGUGACCUAAUGGAGGCCUCGAGCCGGCGUGGUGUCCCCGUCUACCUGCUUCUGGCCCAGGAGCACCUCAGGCAUUUCCUGGAGAUGUGCUACAAGAUGGACCUCAAUGGGGGGCACCUGCCGAAUAUGCGUGUGCGCAGCACGUGUGGGGAUACUUACUGCAGCAAGGCAGGCCGUCGCUUCACGGGGCAGGCCCUCGAGAAGUUCGUCGUCAUCGACUGUGAGCAGGUGGUGGCGGGCAGCUACAGCUUCACCUGGCUUUGCAGCCAGGCCCACACUAGCAUGGUGCUACAGCUGAGAGGCCGCAUCGUGGAAGACUUUGACCGAGAGUUCCGCUGUCUGUAUGCCGAGUCUCGGCCUGUGGAGGGCUUCUGUGGUGGCGAGGAUCCCGUGUCUCCUAGGGCACUGUGUCCUCCCCCAGUGGCUCUGGGCUUCGGGCCUGCCGUGCCAAGCCCCACUUCCUCCUCACCCUCCAGCACCAGCCUCAGCAGCAUCAAACGCUCACCUCUGAUGGGCCACUCCUCUUACCUCGCUCCACCGGGAGGUGCUGGCUGCAGUGACAUGGGUGUGGUGUCCUCAUCCCUAGGCCCUGCCCGCCGCGAGGCCAGUGGCCAGCCCUCUCUGCAACGCCAGCUGUCAGACUCAAACCAUGGCUCCCUGCUAGGGCUCUACAGGACCAAUCUAGGCAAGCUGGGGUCGUCCCCAUGGUCCCAGUCCUCUCCUGCCCUCAACCACAACGGUGCUAGUCCCUUGACCCUAGGAGUGGGGUCACCUCUGCUUGCUCGCCAACGCCCCCUCCUCCCCUUCCCCCAGGGGGCUGUAGCCCUGUCCCGGCUCCCAGAGAAUAGGCUUCUGGGAAGCCAGGAGCGUAGCCCCCAAAGAGGUCGCUGGGUACCUGGUACAGCCCUGGAGACAGUGGAGGAGAAGAAGGUGUCUCUGAGUCAGAGCCAUAGCCAGUUGGAUCUCCUUGUCCCCUUCCCCAGAGCCAGAGAAGCUGGAGGCCCUGAUUCUGGGGUUAACCCCAACUCAAGCUCCCCCUGGCUUGGAGACCAGGCCCCAGAGGACAGGAAGUUGUCCUCAAACCAGAGAUACAACCAGCUGGAUCUCCUGCCCCAGACCCAGGGUGCUGGGGGUACCCCUGAGUCAGGUUCCCCUAGACCUGGCAACCGAACCCCGGAGGACAAGAGGCUGUCCUUGAACCACAGCCAUAGCCAACUGGACCUCCUGGCACAGUACCCCAAGGGUGGGGGCUCCAGAGUGCCCCCUGAAGCCAGCUCCUCAGCGAGGGCUGGCAAGCAGGGUCAAGAUGAGCGACGACGGACACUGGGCCACAGCCAGCUGGACCUCAUCACAAAGUUUGGCCCAUUCCGGGGCGAGGGACCUGGGCCCAAUGGUCUCCCCAGACCAAGCCCUGCUCGAAAGGCUGGAGUGGGCUCUGGGGAUGAGAAGCGGCUGACCCUGGGCCACAGCAAGCUGGACCUCAUCACCAAGUAUCAUCAGUUGCAGGGUGCCAGGCAAGGAUCUGAGCCUGGCCUCCCUGGGGGCCCCACAGGUGGACAUCACAAUGGCAGUAACAAUGGCCUAUUUGUGGAUGAGAAGCGGCUGACCCUGGGCCACAGCAAGCUGGACCUCAUCACUAAGUACAACAAGUCCAAGUUCAAGCUCCUUCGAAGCCGCUUUGAAUCCUAGUCCUGCUCCCAGCAGGGACGUGUCCCUACUCCAUCUACUUAGACUCUAGAUUUAUCGAAGUUCCAGACUCCGGGGUGCUUCAGCAGGGGCUGCAUGGGGAGCAGAGGGUGUCUAGAAGCCCAGGUUAAAUACUCACUGGGCUCAGGAUUGUUUAUACACACACACACACACACACACACACACACACACACACAGAAAUGGAACCCACAGUAUCUGCCCUUUGCCACUGUGCUGGGGACUUCACACUGGUUAAUUCCCAUCCUUCAUGCUCAUAAUAUCCUACAAGAUAGACCUCUAGAAGGUAUACAUGUCUAAAGUCAUAGAUAUUAUCUUUCCUGUCUUAUAAAUGUGGAAGCUGAGGCCCAGAGACUUUGAUGACUUGGUUGGAAUGAGAUCCAAGUCAAUGGCAGAGCCAGGGCCCAAACCCCAUGUCUCUGACUCUUAAGAUGGUGUUUUUGCACACGGCACACUAUUAUCAACAGUUCACAUGUCCCCUGCACACAAAAUAUGCACAUUACAGAGAUGCCCCAAAUGCCAUACAAUACACUGACGGGGUUCACAUCCACAAACUGCAUACCCGUAGACACACAAUAAGUACACAAAGGUUCAUGUGAUAAACCCAAACACCCAGAAUUCUAGUUAUAGGUAUUCAAUAAAUGUUAUACGGCUAAAUGAAUGGCUACACAAAAUAUAUACAUUCAGUUCACCUGUAGAUCUCUCGGGAACCACAGAUGAUACAUGUGCACAUAACCACACACACACACACACACACACACACACACAGGCUUGCACACACCAACCAGUAUCUUCUUUGACCUAAGCUGUGUACCUGGCCCUGGACUAGCAUACCAUGGGGCUGACAAGUAAAUCAGACUCAGUCCCUGGGAGACAAGGAUUAAAUGCAUAAAUGCCGGUGGCAGGCAAGACAAAGAUAUAUCUAACUAAAGGCUAAUCAGUGAAGGGAUGGUGGAGAAGGAAGGGCAGAGAGUGGUGGUGAUGGUGGAGUGGUGAGCAGUUUCAAAGGAGGCAGACUUUGAGCCAGGCCUUGAAGGAUGGGGAGGAUUGGACAGAUGGCGAAGAAGAGGAAUUCCUGGUAGAAGGAAGCGGUUGAAGAGAAGCCAGGGAGAGGACUGGAGGAGUGGGUCUGAGAUGAGUUGGGGAGAAUGUAGAGGGCAUGGAUACUCAGACUCCCAACACACACACACACAUGCACACACACAGGCACACAAUAUUUUGCUGAGUGUCCCUAGAAGCACAGGUUCUGACAGGUUGUAUGUCCUUUUCCUGAGUUCACCACCUGUCUGGGACAGUUUACAUGAUACAAAUCAAUAAAGGCAGACAUGCUAU
Lutra lutra (Eurasian river otter) is the source of this 5166-nucleotide messenger RNA. It is a transcript of the gene SACK1C, whose product is annotated as family with sequence similarity 83 member C. The transcript has 4 exons. NCBI's taxonomy places the organism in Eukaryota, Metazoa, Chordata, Mammalia, Carnivora, Mustelidae. Gene Ontology annotation, biological process: epidermal growth factor receptor signaling pathway. The record is from RefSeq and is a predicted model, not a curated record. Bases 1165 to 3819 code for a protein of 884 amino acids.